AUGCUUUCGAACAGCGGGGAAUACUUUGAUGGGCUUCGCACGUUCCCGCGUGAACCCAGCGCGCUGCAGCAUCACGGGGCCCGCCUCAACUACACACUACAAAAGAGGUACAAUAUCUCUACAGAGAUGGCGGAGUUGGCGCUUCAACCGCAGAGCUCGGAGGACUUUGAACGCUAUUACCGAAAGCAAGUGAUGCGCAUCGUGGACCACUUCAACGCGAUGACGCAGCGACACAUAAAGGUCAAGGUGGAUCCUCGUUUACCGAAGGGGAUGCAGAUUAUACGCGGCGGAGCUGUUGCGGUUGCAAAGAAGGGUGGUAAGACGGAGAAGGUGACAUCAGACUGGCGUGCCGCCGCCGUCAUCUCCUCGUUCACCGAGGCCAAAAAUGGUGCCGUAGAUCAUCACAAUGAGUUUUCUGUGAUGAAGACCAACGCAAGGGCACCUCACUUGCAGCCGGAGGGGCAGCAAACACCAAAAACUGUCUCUCCCGCUUUUGCAGCGGGGAUGCACGGCUACACCGCCACGGACGGUAAGACGACGCUUUCAUCUGAUGACCGUUCUACCAUUAUGCAAUCGUCAACGAAAAAGACGUCCAGAGAGGUUCUUUUCGGUACCCCGCCAGAGUUCAAGGGGUUUAAUGUGCCAUUGGAGGCUUCCCCAGCGGAUUCCUUUUUGAAUAAGUCGCCGCUACUUUUCUGA
Molecule: messenger RNA, 699 nt
Organism: Trypanosoma rangeli
Lineage: Eukaryota; Euglenozoa; Kinetoplastea; Trypanosomatida; Trypanosomatidae
Product: putative chromosomal passenger protein
Exons: 1
Coding region: 1-699 (232 amino acids)
Source: RefSeq, a predicted model, not a curated record